AUGACAACUUUUGGAGAAAAUUUUUAUAAUUACAUUGCUAUACACUUUUUACGACAAGAUGUAAUUGUUUACAUAGAGAUGAUGUUAAUGUUUGCAGGAUAUCCGGAUAUCAUUCCAGUUAAUAAUGCUGAUAAUGAUAGUGUCAGCGGGGAGGACGCGGUUACAUCAAAUUUACAUAUUACACCGGAUGAAGCUCGAAAAAUACAUGAAACGUCCUUAAUUACUCAUCGUAGGUUCUUGAUUGAAGGUUCUUAUGCUGAUUGGUUUAAAUCUCAUCCCCAAUACAUAUUAUCGGCUCUUAAUUACCUUAUACCUGCACUAAGCGACGCAGAGUUGGCUCUUUCAGCUGCCAUGUCAUUCAAAGAACCUAGAGAAAAACAGAAAGUUAUCGAGUCUAUAGCUGAUGUGAUUCAAGCUUUACCACCUGAUAAAAUGUUGCAACCGUUAAUGAACCCUCCACAAUAUCGAGAAGUUAUAAUAGCACAAUUAGAAUAUCUUACAUGUUGUUGUCGAGGAAUUCAACCACCUGAUGAUAAAGUUGUCAUUUUAGAUGAUAUUGGGCAUGAAUUGCAGCAUGAAAAAAGCUUUUUUGCUACUGGUUCGAGUGUAGGACUUGUUAAUACUUUACUAGAAAUUACUAGUAACAUUGCGGAAAUAUGGUACCAUGAUAGUGAAGUUAUAGAAGUAAGUCCAGUUUUUAGAUUCAAUGAUUACAUAUAUAUGCCUCUGUCAUGA
Molecule: messenger RNA, 735 nt
Organism: Racocetra fulgida
Lineage: Eukaryota; Fungi; Glomeromycota; Glomeromycetes; Diversisporales; Gigasporaceae
Source: the annotation of a GenBank genome assembly